Messenger RNA from Sipha flava (yellow sugarcane aphid), 2880 nucleotides. RefSeq names its product polypyrimidine tract-binding protein 2 (gene heph). Gene Ontology annotation, molecular function: mRNA binding. NCBI's taxonomy places the organism in Eukaryota, Metazoa, Arthropoda, Insecta, Hemiptera, Aphididae. The transcript is spliced from 16 exons. Gene Ontology annotation, cellular component: nucleus. The coding region runs from base 914 to 2722 and encodes 602 amino acids. The record is from RefSeq and is a predicted model, not a curated record. Gene Ontology annotation, biological process: mRNA processing; regulation of RNA splicing.
CCGCCGCGACCAGUGCGAUCAGAGUCCGCAUCAGUACCGGGUGUCUUCUCCGCCACACACCAACGCGCGCACACUAUUUUCUCUUUUUCGUCUUUUUUUUUUCUCGUUCCCCUCUGUUUCUCGUUUCUCGUUUUUCUCCUCCACGCGCGCGCCCCACGCUUAACGUAAUCGCUUGCUUCUCGUCUGCCGCCGUUGAAAAUAUCAGCGCGGGCUAAAGAAACCGGCAACGUUCGAUAGCGAUACAACAAUUCAAACCGACCGUAAACAUCACGAGUGCGUUGACCAUAUAGAAACCAUCGCAGCUCCUAGCAACGAACACCCCGUAGAGAGCCGCCGAUUACCGCAAGAGUAUCAGCAGCAACGGCCGAUGCGAACUUCGGGUCCUGUUGUUGCGUUACCAUUGUCGUAGUCGCGUCGUUACCGCGCCGUCGACUUGUUUGCAGCCCGGCGGGCCACGGUCACCGCGCCAACAGCCAUCACGUACUGCUACACGUACCCGGGGGCACUGCACGUAGCCGGAGAGCAACAGCCGCCACCGUUGCGGACUUGUUGCGCGCACUGUUGCUCGCCCGCCGCCGCCGCCGCCGCCGCCGCCGCCGCUGCCACCACCGUCGCUGCCGCCACAGCUGCAUACCACCACGUAUACCAGCCGCAACCGCCGCCGUCGCAGCAGCAGCAGCCACCGCCGCCACCGUCGUUGCAACAGUAUCAGUUGGCCGUUGCCGUGACGCCGCAACCGAAGACGCCCCCGCAGCACGUUGGCCUGUACCACUUGGCCGGUGCGUAUCAGCCGCAGCAGCAACAACACCAUCCGCAGCAGCCUCUGUACUUAGAAUCCAUCACGACGGCUCCUCCGACAGCGACCAUCGCCACGCCGGCAGCGGCUUCCGCCGCCGUGCAGGACGACGUGGAAAUGCGCGGGUCUGACGAGAUGGUUACAUCACCUGGAGUUGAAGGAGGACCGGUAAGCAAUGGAGACACGAUGGGAACUAAUCACGUGGACAACAAUAACGAUGCGAAGAAGGUCAAACUAGACAAAACUGCCAACAACAAGCCGUCCCGAGUGAUACACAUACGCAACAUACCCAACGAAGUCACCGAGGCUGAAGUUAUACAUUUGGGCAUUCCGUUUGGCAAAGUCACCAAUGUGCUUGUACUCAAAGGGAAAAAUCAGGCCUUUUUGGAGAUGGCAGACGAAACCUCUGCAUCUGCUAUGGUCACAUACUUCACGACUUGUACGGCUCAACUAAGGGGCCGUGCUGUGUUUAUACAGUUCAGCAAUCACAAGGAACUAAAAACCGACCAAACACACAGUAAUGCUAACGCAUCGGCUCAAGCUGCUCUACAAGCGGCCCAAGCACUGGCCGGCCAGAGUGAUGUACAAGGUGGUCCGAACACAGUGCUUCGAGUAAUCGUCGAACACAUGGUAUUCCCGAUCAGUCUUGACGUCCUUUACGAGAUAUUUUCACGUUACGGCAAAGUGCUGAAAAUCGUCACGUUCACCAAAAAUAACUCGUUCCAAGUGCUGAUCCAGUAUCCGGACGUGGUCACCGCACAAUCUGCCAAAUUGUCGUUGGACGGACAAAAUCUGUUUCAUACCGGUCAUUUGUUCGACCUGUCGCAUUUGAAUAACUCGUUGGACGGCCAAAACAUUUACACAUCGUGCUGCAAGCUGCGCAUCGAGUACUCGAAACUGUCCAGCCUGAACGUCAAGUACAACAACGACAAGUCGCGCGACUACACGAACCCGACGCUGCCCAACGGUGACAACACGGUAAUGGAAACGCUGGCGGCGCUCGGCGUGGACUCUGUGGCCGGCAAUCAGCUGCUGCCGCACCAGCUCAGCUUGCUGCUGUCUGGCGUGCCAAACGCCGCCGCCGGUAUUCCCCAGGCCCGUAGACAGCUGACCACCAACGCGGACCACAGCCGGCUCGCGGGUAGCCCAGGCAUGUUGACUCCGUCGUUCAACGCCGUCCAUGGACUUGCGUCGCCGCUGGCCACAUCGUUCGCGAACACGCCCGUAACGAGCAUGCCGCUAGGCUUCACACUGCCCGGCGGCUCGUUGGCGGCCAGUACGCUGAGACUCCCGGGUCAGAUGACCGGACAGACGUGCGUCUUGUUAGUUAGCAACUUAAACGAAGAGAUGGUCACGCCAGACGCUAUUUUCACUUUGUUUGGUGUAUAUGGAGACGUAUUACGCGUAAAGAUCUUGUACAACAAAAAAGACGGAGCUCUGGUACAAAUGGCUGAACCGCAUCAAGCACAUUUGGCCAUGCUACAUUUGGACAAAGUUCGCCUGUAUGGCAAAUAUAUUCGAGUGAUGCAGUCCAAGUAUCAGACGGUUCAGUUGCCUAAAGAAGGACAGCCUGACUCUGGACUGACAAAAGAUUACACCUCGUCGCCUUUGCACCGAUUCAAGAAACCUGGUUCCAAAAACUACCAAAACAUAUAUCCACCGUCGUCCACUCUGCACUUGUCAAACAUACCGACAACAUUGUCGGAAGAUUUCUUGAAGACUGCCUUCGAAACCAACGGUUUCACCGUCAAAGACUUCAAAUUCUUCCCCAAAGACCGCAAAAUGGCGCUUAUACAAAUGGAAUCCUUGGAGGAAGCCGUCGCCGCACUUAUCAAGAUGCACAAUUAUCGGCUCAGUGAACAAAAUCAUCUUCGCGUAUCGUUUUCAAAGUCCAACAUUCAACCGGACACACUGACACCCAACUAGGCUCCUUCUCCUACGCUUUAGAAUUACUGGACAGUGUUGCCGAAACGCGCGACAGUCAAUGAUCUUUAUGAAUACGACUGUGUUUUGCAAGUAUUUUAUUUAUAAUAUUAUUGUUUCAUAUUUUAAAUUUAAUCGUAAACAGUAUUAUAUAUUUUUUU